AUGAUUCCCUAUGGCGCUGGCAUCACGGGCGGAGCCAAUAUAGCCGAGCAAAUUCACACGGCCUCCAAAAACACAGUUUGGAUUAUAGCUUCAUAUCCUCUCACGCAGGGAACGUUCGUCCUUAUAGGCGGUCGAGUAGGAGCUAUAUACGGCCAUAAGAAUGCCAUUGUCGGGGCAGGCGUUAUCUGGGUCAUAUUCCAACUCAUCGCGGGUUUCAUGCGCAGCGUCAUCUCCUUGAGUAUCAUGCGUGCUUUGAGUGGCGUCGGCGGUGCCUUUGUCGUACCAAACGCCAUCGCCCUGCUCACGACCAGAUUCCCGCCUGGCAAGAUGCGCAACAUAACAGUGGGACUUUUCGGUGCCAUGGCCCCUAUUGGUGCCGCUGGUGGGAGUGUAUUCCCAGGGUUUUUCGGACAACUUGCGCCUUGGUGGUGGUUGUUCUUCUUCCUAGCGAUAUUAGGCACCAUGGUGUUCGCCUUCUUCUUCUUUGUCGUUCCUGGUGAGGAUAGACCAAUGGAUCCCGAUGGGAAAUUCGAUUACAUCGGCGCGUAUUGCGGCGUCACAGGACUGAUCCUUUUCAAUUUCUCGUGGACGCAAGCUUCCGUGGACGGCUGGCAAAAGCCGUAUAUCUAUGCACUGCUUAUUGUUUCUUUGGUUCAUUUCGGGCUCUUUGUUCUCUGGGAAUUGAAGUUUGCGAAAGAACCCGUCUUGCUACUGACGAUAUGGAAGUCGCCCUCUUUCGUAGCCAUGACGGUCUCGGCCUUUUUGACGUUUAUGGGCGUCGGCAUUGUUGUCUGGUACAUUACGGCCUGGAACUUCUAUGUUCGACAUUAUUCCAUCUUUAUCUGUGCAGCAGCCUACGCGCCGCUCGCCGUCUGCGGUGCCAUUGCAGCUAUACUAAGCGCCCAGGCGAUCCGUUAUCUUGCAGCCCAGCAUAUCAUGGCAAUUGGGUCGCUUGCAUCUUGUGUGUCGCUGAUUCUCAUAGCAACAAUGCCUGCACAGCAGAUGUACUGGCGCCAAGUCUUCCCUGCCAUGAUCCUGGUAUCCUUUGGGCCGGACUUCUUGUUUACUGCGUCACAAAUCAUCGCCAGCGCAACAGUGAAAAGAGCGCAGCAAGGUAUUGCGGGCUCUCUCAUCGGCACCCUGCUAUCCUAUGGACUUGCUACUGGGCUUGGAUUCGCUGGCACCGUGGAACACUACACCAACUCAGGCGACGGUCCUGUACAGGGGUAUAGGCAUGCUUUAUAUUUGGGGGUCGGAAUGACGGGUGCUGCGGCCCUGAUCGCACUCAUAUUUGUCAGGAUCCCUAAAAAUCGCCAGGAAGGAUGGGAUGAGGACGAAAUGCCAGGAGUGACAGCAUAA
This is a messenger RNA of Trichoderma virens Gv29-8, 1359 nucleotides long. RefSeq lists its product as uncharacterized. Gene Ontology annotation, biological process: transmembrane transport. Gene Ontology annotation, cellular component: membrane. The record is from RefSeq and is a predicted model, not a curated record. Gene Ontology annotation, molecular function: transmembrane transporter activity. NCBI's taxonomy places the organism in Eukaryota, Fungi, Ascomycota, Sordariomycetes, Hypocreales, Hypocreaceae. Bases 1 to 1359 code for a protein of 452 amino acids. The transcript has 4 exons.